AUGGCCAACGUUGUGGAGAAGAAGAUCGAAGGUAAGCUUCGUUUAUUGAAGUUUAACAAUGAACAAACAACUAAAAUCGUGAAUUCGGCUGAUCUAAAAGCUAUUGAGAGACAUGUGAGCGUAUUAGAGUCGAUUAUUGAGAAAAUACACGAACUAAAAUUGGAAGUUCAAGAGAUCAAAAUAGAAAGUGGUGAAGAGACCGACAAAGUUAGGGUUUGGUCAGAGACAUUAGAAACGGAACUGCGCCAAUUCGAAACCAUCACCAAGAAUGUCAAACAUGUAGCUAGUGAGAUAAAACGGGAAGAAGGAGAGAGACUUGAUGAAGAAAAGUGUAGGCGAGUUUUAGAGAACAAAAUUGAACUAGAAAAGGCAAAACUGGAAGUUAGAUCUAAGCAUGAAGCAAGUCCCAAGGCCUCAAGUGAUGGGGAGAUGAGAGCUAAGUUACCUAAGCUUGUCAUUAGCAAAUUCCAAGGCACCCAUCUGGAUUGGAUCAGAUUCUGGAAUCAAUAUGAGACUGAAAUUGACAAGUCCAACAUAGCACCGGUAGCCAAACUGUCUUAUUUAAGAGAAUUACUUAUGCCCAAUGCUCGAGUGAUGAUAGAAGGACUUCCUUUCUCGUCUGAAGGGUAUGAGAGAGCAAAGACAGUUUUGAAGACCAAGUAUGGACAAACUAGUGAAGUGACAAAUGCACACAUACAAUGCAUCUUAGGACUACCUAAAAUCCAUGGAACAGAGCCGGCCAGGGUACACAAAUUCUAUGAGACACUUGCAAGUCAUGUUCAAACAUUGGAAACAUUAGGCAAACUCAGGGACAUUGGGGGCUUUGUACGAGGAACUCUGGAUAAGUUACCAGGCAUCAGACUAGAUUUUGUUCGCCUUGAUGAUGAUUGGCAGCAGUGGGGUUUUGCACAACUAGUUGAAUUGCUGAGAAGGUGGUGUGACCGCAAUCCAAUACAUUCAAGUGAUUGCAGAGAUAGUCAUAGUUGCAGUCAUGGUCACUCCUACCAAGCAAAACUUCACCAAGUUCGACGGUGUGCAUAUUGCGAGGGUGAAGAUCACAAACCAGCAGAGUGUAGUAAGGUCACAGAUGUCAAGCAACGUAGGAAGAUUCUUAGCGAAAAGCGACUCUGCUUCAAUUGCACUGGCGGAAGACAUCAAGCAAGGGAUUGUAAGAGCAAGCACACUUGUCAAAAAUGUGGUGGUCAACAUCAUACUUCGAUAUGUGAUACGAAACUUGGCAAAGAACAGAUGUUGGUGGCAACAGGUGAAUCUACAGUAAUUUAUCCAGUGGUAGUGGUGUUGAUUGACGAAAUUAAAUGUAGAGCACUACUAGACUCAGGCUCAGGGAGCUCAUAUGCGUCAUCUUCCUUAAUAAAAAACCUACACAAGAAACCAACUCAUACUGAGCAUAAGCAAAUUGAGAUGAUGGUCUGUUCAACCACCCAAAAGGUCAACAGCUAUGAGGUGAACGUAUCGAGUGUCAAUGAGAAGUUUGAAAUGUCAACAAUGCUGAAUGAAGUAGAUAAAAGUGUACUUCUGACAGUCCCAAACCCUAGAUAUGAAGAGCUUCUGAAGCGAUACAACCAUUUGCAGGGAGUGGUGAUGGACGACAAUGAUCAGAAGAGUGAAUUGCCUGUUCACGUAAUCUUGGGGGCCAGUGAUUAUUCGAGAGUUAAAAUGGAAACGAAACCGAGAAUUGGUCAACCACUGGAACCAAUAGCUGAGUUGACAAUGUUGGGAUGGACGGUGAUGUCUGCUGGCAGUGAGUCUAAAUUGUCAAAUGUUUAUGCAACUAGAACAUCAUCUGCCGAUUACCAAGAGUUAUGUAGCUUGGAUGUGUUGGGUCUGGAAGACCAACAAGAAGGAAAUCAACCAGUCAUUUAUGAGGAGUUCGCAGAACAGCUCACCCAAAAUAAGGACAGUCGUUACGAGACAAGUCUGCUAUGGAAAUCAGGACAUGACCCCUUGCCUACAAAUGAACAUGGAAGCCUAAAACGGUUGGAAAACUUGGUAAGGAAACUAGGAAAAGAUCCAGUCCAGUUAGACAAGUAUGACACCAUCAUUCAGGAACAAUUAGCGGAAGGUAUUGUGGAGAGAGCUGUCAAUGAACCUCAGGGUAGGGAAUUUUAUAUUCCCCAUAAGCCGGUGAUCAAGGAAACCGCUGAAACAACUAAAAUGAGAAUUGUGUUUGAUGCGUCUGCGAGAGAACGUGAGAAAAGCCCGUCUCUGAAUGAUUGUCUGGAGACAGGCCCACCUCUCCAGAACCUCUUAUGGAAUGUCCUGCUCCGAAACCGACUAAAGCCGAUGGCUUUAUCUACCGAUCUGAAAAAAGCAUCCUUACAGGUGCUUAUAAGAGUGGAGGACAGAGACGCCUUACGUUUCCACUGGAUCAAGAACAAGAACCCCAGGGACAUUGAAGUUUUAAGAUUUACACGAGCAUUGUUUGGGUUAGUUCAAUCCCCUUUCUUUUUGGCUGCAAUACUAAAGCAACAUUUGAAUCAGCAAAGAGAGAGAUAUCCAAAAGAGAUAGAAAAGAUAGAAAGAUCCUUGUACGUCGAUGACAUUAUCACUGGUGCAUCCACGGAAGAAGAAGCCCUGAGUUUGAAAGGAACUACCAAGACUGUGUUCGAGAAAGCCGCUUUUGAACUCCAUAAAUGGUAUUCCAAUGAUUCACGACUGGAAAGCGGAGAGGAGAACAAUCAUGUAGAUCAUCAACAGAGCUAUGCCAAAGAUCAGCUGGGAGUUCUGCAAGGAGAGACAAAAUUGUUAGGAUUACCAUGGAACAAACAUAACGAUACGCUUGGUGUUACUUUCCCAAAUAAGCCUGAUGAGAAUACAAAGAGAGAGAUUUUAAGAUUCCUAGCAUCAGUUUAUGAUCCCCUUGGGUUUGUAUCUCCUGUUACCUUAUUGGGGAAGAUCGUAUUUCGUGAGGUUUGCAACAAACACCUCCCAUGGGAUGAAAAACUGUCUGACAAUCUUGGACAGCAGUGGCUGAAGUUCCUGCGCUGCCUUCCAGAGAAGGUUCUUUGGGCAAGAAGUAUCCCGAGAUACAGAGAACCCUUAGAAAUCGUGGAGUUACACACUUUCAGCGAUGCCAGUGGGUCUGGUAUUUCAGCAGCAGUAUAUGCGGUAGUGAAGCAACCAUCAGGUGUAAGUGUCGGAUUGGUGGCGGCAAAAUCGCGAUUGGCCAAAAGGAGCCUUACAAUCCCAAGGCUGGAAUUGGUAUCGGGACACAUGGCCGCGAACUUGGUGGACAAUGUACGAACCACACUCUUGGGGUACCCAGUGAGAGCAGUAUUUGGAUGGCUAGACAGCCUAGUCGCCCUGCAUUGGAUUAAGGGAGGCGGAACAUACAAACAAUUCGUUUCCAACAGGGUGAGAAAAAUCAACGAGAAAGAUUACAUUAUGUGGCAACAUGUUGGUACUGACGAUAACCCAGCUGAUCGAGGGAGUCGAGGAUGCGAAGCAAAUCAUUUAACUGGUGAAUGGCUCAACGGACCUCAUUGGUUGGCUGAUUCUGUGAUGAGUUAUAAUACAAGGGACUUACCCUGUAUAUUUACCGCCUAA
Molecule: messenger RNA, 3567 nt
Organism: Dendronephthya gigantea
Lineage: Eukaryota; Metazoa; Cnidaria; Anthozoa; Malacalcyonacea; Nephtheidae
Exons: 1
Coding region: 1-3567 (1188 amino acids)
Molecular function (GO): zinc ion binding; nucleic acid binding
Source: RefSeq, a predicted model, not a curated record